AUGGGGAGAUCGUCUGCGAUGAAAAGCAGGGCCAAGAGCAAAGCACCGCACCAGCUACUGCCGGAUGCUCGUCAUGACCACAUAUCCUGUCUGCCGAUGGAGAUCCUGGAAAUGAUUGUUGAGAACAUCACAGACUCGACUACAAUGGGGAAAUUGAGCCGAACAAGCAAGAUCUAUUACUCGCUCGCGGCACCACGCCUGCACCGGCGAAUGGUCGUCCUUGAAGCCUACCAUUCGCGACUCCUGAAGAUGGCCAGAGCUCUCGACUCCCAUCUAACUAUAGCACAGAAACGGCAGCUUGAAAAGAAGGUUGACAAAUACCAAAGCCACCAGGGGAGAUUUCCAGACCACAUCGACCAGCAUGGAGUGCCUCAAUGCGCAUCCUUCGUCCGCCAGCUCAUUGUUGGUUCUUUCGGUUUGGGCGAAGAGCAUGAAGAAACUGUGAACCAGUACUUAGGACAUGCAUUGGAUCAUUGGAAAAACCUAGAGAUAGUAGAUAUUAGUUUUCUGACAAAGCCCAUUGCAGAGAAGAUGGCGUCUCUUGAAAAGCUAAAGGCUCUUUCAAUCAGCACAAACGCGUUCAGUGAAACCGCUAUCAAGCCGCUAGCCGAAAUCCAGAGCUUGCAACAUCUCAGCAUGAUUGAAAUGGAUAGUUAUCAGCUUACACCCGGCGAGAGCGUACUUGCUAGUCUAAUCCGCAAUUCAAAGUCCACUCUCAAGAGCCUUCGAGUGAUAGGCAUGGGAUACACAACCUCAUUUCUAAAUCACUUGGGAGAAGCGGUGCCUACUAGCAGAGGCUCUACAAAUGCCCAGCAUCAUGUUUUCUCGGCUCUGAAAUCACUCACCUUAGAAGACACGACUCUAGACACAGAGGUGAUCCGUCACUUGAAGAGAUCGGUUGACUUCCUCGGGCUCGACGGGCUUGAAGUUAGGCGUGUAGCUGGUGCAUCCGAGCUCUUUUUCAAAACCCUCACGAAAAUGGCGGCCACAACUUCACAUAUUCGUCUACAUACCCUCUUCCUAACGCUUUCCAGCGUCAAAAACGACGAGACAGACGAAGAACUACAGCAGCCAGCGACGAUGACGCAGCUGCAUAAACCACUCAUUAAAGUGAAAUGCCAGUUCAUCUCAGCGUUCAAUACGCUCACAUCGUUGGAGCUACAUAACGACUCACGACACAUGAUCGAUACCACCGCUGACCCAGUCAUCGAAGAGCAGAUCGUGCAAGCUAUUACCCGGCAUAGAGGGCUAAAAGUGCUCAGGAUUUCAUUUGGUGAGCUUAUAAGUAACCGCAGGGUCUCCUAUCUGUCCGCAAGAUCUGUGUCAGCUCUUGUCAACAACUUGCCUCAGCUUGAGGAGAUCGAAUUCGCCCCAGAAGAAAACGAAAUUGAAGACAUUGGUAUUGCGCUGUCACAUGCAGCUAAACUAAGAGUCAUCACAUGUUACCCCCAUCGCAGCCAGCGGCGCUUUCCCUUCAACCCUACUUCGGGGCGGAUCAUUCUUGACGGUGUUAUCAAGGGAUUCUUAUCCCGUAGCAGUGAGGAUAGUGAAGAAGGGAAGUUUAUAUGGGAGGACUGCUUCAAACUGAAGAGCAUAUCCGUAAAAUAUCAAAUGUGGGAUGUCGGUUCGAACCUGGGGAGAACACGAAGAGGGAUGAAGAAGGCGGAAACCCUAGUGAGCACUGAUGGGGAACGCGAGGUGAUGUUUCGUGAGGUUAGAGGGUUGAAGCGGCCCUUUUCUAUACCACUUGGUCAUGACCCUGAGUAUACGUGGGUGAACAAAGUGGCCAUGGAUAUUGAUUGCACUUAG
Clonostachys rhizophaga is the source of this 1809-nucleotide messenger RNA. The record is from the annotation of a GenBank genome assembly. NCBI's taxonomy places the organism in Eukaryota, Fungi, Ascomycota, Sordariomycetes, Hypocreales, Bionectriaceae.